Messenger RNA from Mytilus californianus (California mussel), 2785 nucleotides. Its product is annotated as polycomb group RING finger protein 6-like. Gene Ontology annotation, molecular function: promoter-specific chromatin binding. The transcript has 12 exons. The record is from RefSeq and is a predicted model, not a curated record. NCBI's taxonomy places the organism in Eukaryota, Metazoa, Mollusca, Bivalvia, Mytilida, Mytilidae. Gene Ontology annotation, cellular component: PRC1 complex. The coding region runs from base 101 to 1363 and encodes 420 amino acids. Gene Ontology annotation, biological process: negative regulation of transcription by RNA polymerase II.
CUAUGAUAGGCGGAAGUUUACAAUGGCGUCUGCAUUCAAAAAGUCAGUUACAAAAUGUAACUUUUCCGUGUUUUAAUGUUAAACAACAGUUGAAAGUUAAAUGGAAACUUGUGAAACAUCAUCAGAGAUAAAGGAACAAUGUGAAGGUAAAUUGUGCUGUGUUUUGUGUGCUAAAAAUGAAGAACAGAUAAUAAAUGAAGAAAAGAUAUCACUUCAUUGUCUCCCAGGGACUGAUGAUGACAGAAGAGAAGCUUGGUUAGGGAAGAUUAAACAAGCAAAACCAGAUGUUCUGAUAUCCGACCAUACAAGACUAUGCAACUUACAUUUUGAAGACAAUAUUUGUGGAAGUGAUUCAGUACCCACUAAACUUUGUGUAGAUUCAAUUGAACAAAAAGACAAUUCAAAGGAUGAAAAGGUUGAUGAAAAUUUAAAUACUACAGAGAGCAAUCUCAACAACGAAGACACAGAACAACCAUCUUGUAGUACAAUCCUCAACAACAGCCAGUCUGAGGAAAAACCAGAACCCAAAUUAUCUUUGAAAGAACAGCUAGCUCAAAUUCCAGUAUGUCCAAGUUUAAGUAAGGAACCAGUCAGUGUGAGAUUGUGUGCUAUAAAUACUUAUAUCACAUGUGCCUUGUGUGGUGGAUACUUGUAUGAAGCUUCAACCAUUACAGAAUGCAUGCAUACAUUUUGCAAAACAUGCAUUGUGAGACAUAUAGAAAAGUGCCUUAGUUGUCCAACAUGUGAUACUGAAAUCCAUCCUACAGAUCCUAUUGUAAAUAUCAGGCAUGACAGUACAAUACAGGAUAUAGUCUACAGGUUACUUCCUAAUGUCGCUGAAGAGGAACAAAAAAGAGAAAAAGAAUACUAUGAAGAACAUGAAAGAAAAACAGGAGAGAAAAUAUUACCAAAAUUGACACUGCCUCCACCACCACCCACUACUCCCCCAGCUCAUGGUCAUGACCCCUUCUCAUUCCCAGUACAAAGAAAAAAGAAAACACAUUCUAGAGGGAAUAGCAGACAGAUAAGACGAGAGAUUAAAAAAUAUUUUAAUACAAAUUUUGUAUCAUUACAGCUAGAGUAUGAAGGAGAUGGUAAUAUGGAAGACUGUCCACUUUUACAGGUAGAAUUAGAUAAAAAGUUCUUACGAGUGACAUGUAAAGCCACAGUUGGAAAUAUUGCUACAUUCAUUAGAAGAAAGCUACAAUUAGAAAAAUUUUAUCAUAUUGAUUUAUACCAUCCAACGCCUACAGCCUUUCAUUUAGUACCUGCUAAUAACUCUUUAGAGAAAGUUCGAGAACAAUAUUAUGAAGGAGAGGAUGUUAUAAUGGAAUUGAGAUACAGAAUUACUGAGGAUUUGUGACACCAAUUAGAUUAUAUGUCAACAGCAAACAGUAAUGAACUAAAAACCUGUAGAUCUUAAAUAUACAAACAAUUCAACGAUAUAUAAAAGGGCAGCAAAGAUUUUGUGGUAAUGGAAUUGAUGAUUGACAUUAUUAAACAGUAUGAAAGGGAUGUUAUUGAGGAGUUUUUGCAUAUUGAUAUUGAGACAUUGAUGCCAGUGUUUAUUAAAUGUGUCUGUAUGCCUUGUUUGAAUUUGAUUAGUAUGAUUAGGGUGUAUGGUGAAAAUAAUUUUGUAUUCCUGUAUUGUUAGAGAGCUUUACAUUUAUUUUAUAUAUCUUAAAGUUGUAUCAAUCUUAAUUUAUGGGGACUAAUUAUUUACACUCGUUAAAAGAAAAAGAUUGAGAUCAAGCCAAGGAUUAGCUGAUAAUAUUUGAGACUUUGGAACUCUAGGAACAAUAAUUUAAUGAGCUCAUUAGACAUUGAAUUCAAUAAUUUUCCUCAUUUUACACUUACUCUAGUAAAUAGUUCCAUUUGAGUGUAAUCUUUUAAAUGAAUGUGGGAGGGUAGGAAGGGACGAUCUUUGUUAAUUUGCAUACAUCAAAUGGACAUACAACCAUACAUGUACUAGGACUGAUGUUCAAAAAUCAAAUCCCCUCUAACUUCCACAUUUUCCCAUGAGUUAUGCCCCUUGGAAAUAGAAUUUAAACGAAAAGUAUCAUUGUAAGCUAUCUUAUGCCUACUUUUCUUGUAGGAUAUUGAUGAAAAUUUACUGACUUUUUUAAUAUGCAAAAAGGUAAUUGUUUUGUUUUUUUAACUCUAAAUUGAACCUUUAUAAAUGUAGAUGUGGUCCAUGAAGUGCACCAUUUAUUGAAAAAUUGUGGCAAGGACUCGUGGAAGACUUAAUUUUUAGAUUAAUCUUAGGAAAGUGACAUAGCUCUCAAACAUUAUCAUAUAUAUACCUGGGUAAAAACUAUGCAAAUUACUAGAUGCUCAGCUAUGAAAUGUAUUUGUCUUUAUAAAAGUUGUGAGCUAAAAUGUCUUAUGUUCUGAUUUUGUAUAUAUUCAUGUAAAAUUGUUGAUUUUAUCAAAGGCAGUAAAAUAUUAAACCUAUUCAUAUAACUUUGUAAUUGUACUUCAUGAAAACAUUGUCCUUUGAAUCUGAAUAUUUUUUUUUACAUUAUGUGUUAUUUUCAUAACUAAUGUCACUGUUUUGCAAUUAUUUACAUGUAAUGGACAGACAAUUUAAAUUAUUUCUGUCAAUAGGUUAAAAUUAAAUUUUAUACAUACAAAAGAUAUAACACUUUAUUAUUUUCUAAUUAAUGUAACAGUUAUGGCAACACAUUUCCAACUAAUGCAGCAUCAGCAUUUGUAUUUUCUGUAAUCAUGCAAACCUUGUAGUUUUUCAUCAAGUUAUUAGUUGUUAAAGUUUUUUAAACAUUGC